Molecule: messenger RNA, 732 nt
Organism: Ipomoea nil (Japanese morning glory)
Lineage: Eukaryota; Viridiplantae; Streptophyta; Magnoliopsida; Solanales; Convolvulaceae
Exons: 1
Coding region: 1-732 (243 amino acids)
Source: RefSeq, a predicted model, not a curated record
AUGGACCUGAUAGCCCUUGAUAAUGAUUACCAUUUGGUCCAGUUCAGAUCAAUCGACAAUCUGGAAUUUGCAAUGUACGAAGGCCCUUGGUUGGUGCUGGAUCACUAUUUGAUAGUGAAACCUUGGGAGCCGGAUUUCGACCCAAUGAACGACACUAUGGAGAAAGUACUUGUCUGGCUAAGAAUCCCGUGUAUCCCUAUGGAGUAUUAUGAUUAUAUCUUCCUCAGGAAACUCGGGAAUCGGAUUGGGCGGACUGUGCGAGUUGAUCAGGCCACUAGCUUGGUAUCUCGGGGAAAAUUUGCCCGGAUCUGCGUAGAGAUUGACAUGAGGAAGCCGCUCAUCUCCAAAUUCACUUAUGAACGCAAAGUCCGACACGUAGCAUACAAAGGUGUACACCUGGUAUAUUUUUCUUGUGGCUUCUAUGGGCAUGCAAAGGAGGUUUGCCCACGGCUUCGCAGGUCAGAAGUAGAUCUUGAACAGGCUGUAAAGGGAGAGGACGCACAUGAUCACAAUGAUCAGAAUCCGGCAAAUGCUGUCCAGGCACCCGUCAUCUCGAAAGACGCUAGGGGAAGGCCAUCGGCGGCGACCAAUGCCCAGAACCAGCGACAAGUAAGUGGUCAUUUGAAGGGUGCUGAAGCGAGGAAUGGAGUGGUGGCACUAGUUUCUCGAUUCGCGCCGUUAAAUACUGGAGACAAUGAGGACGCUAUGGAGGAGGUGGUGCUCGGGAAAUAA